UAUUAUCGAAAGACUUUUUUGUCGUCCAAAAAAAUACAGCAAAAUGGCUUUAAAUGGAUUCUAUUAUAGCAGGAUACGUCCGAUCUCUAUCGCAAGGGCAGUUCCCUUAUUACUCUCUCAAAACAAGAGUACAAAAGCAGCUGUGGAGCUCCCUCCCAUGCAUCAAAACAGAAAAAAGUUUGCUAAGUUCGACUACCAAGAUCCCUUAAACCUUGAUUGUAGACUGACAGAUGAAGAGAAGAUAGUCAGGGACCAAUUUAAAAGCUAUUGCCAAGAAAGACUGAUGCCAAAUGUAUUAAUGGCAAACAGACUAGAACAUUUUAACAGAGAUAUCAUGUCAGAAAUGGGAGAAAUUGGAGUACUUGGAGCAGAUAUUGAAGGUUAUGGUUGCGCUGGUGUGUCUUCAGUUGCAUAUGGUCUAAUUGCAAGAGAGGUUGAAAGGGUUGACAGUGGAUAUCGUUCAGCUAUGAGUGUACAGUCAUCACUAGUAAUGCAUCCUAUUUACAGUUACGGAACAGAAGAGCAAAGACAGAAAUUCCUUCCAAGACUUGCUCGUGGGGAAAUAGUUGGAGCUUUUGGUUUGACUGAACCCAACCAUGGCAGUGACCCAGGGAGCAUGGAAACGAAAGCCAAAUAUAACCCUACAGGCAAUACUUACACACUUAACGGCACCAAGACAUGGAUCUCAAAUUCUCCUAUAGCUGAUGUUUUUGUUGUCUGGGCAAAAUGUGAAGAUCAGAAGAUCAGAGGGUUCAUCCUUGAGAAGGGUAUGAAAGGACUUUCUGCUCCAAAAAUUGAAGGCAAAUUUUCAUUACGYGCAUCAGUCACUGGACAAAUUGUGAUGGAAGAGGUGGAAGUUCCUGCUGACAAUUUGUUGCCAAAUGUGGAAGGGUUGAAGGGUCCAUUUGGKUGUCUGAACAGUGCCCGGUAUGGUAUAGGAUGGGGUGUUCUUGGAGCUGCAGAAUUCUGCUAUGAAACAGCAAGACARUAUGUUUUAGACAGAAAACAGUUUGGUCGUCCUCUUGCAUCUAAUCAGCUGAUACAAAAGAAGCUCGCAGACAUGGCAACCGAGAUAUCACUUGGACUGCAUGCSUGUCUUCAAGUUGGCCGGCUCAAAGAUGAAGGAAAGCAUUGUCCAGAAAUGGUGUCUUUAAUCAAGCGCAACAAUUGCGGCAAAGCAAUAGACAUUGCUAGGGCAUCAAGAGACAUGUUAGGAGGUAAUGGGGUGUCAGAUGAGUAUCAYGUUAUUCGUCAUGUCAUGAACCUAGAGUCUGUCAACACUUAUGAAGGCACUCAUGACAUUCAUGCAUUAAUACUUGGACGAGCUAUAACAGGAAUACCUGCAUUCUAGAGGCCUCUGCAGACACUCGUAAGAUGUUGAAUCAACAUAUUAUUUCCCAUCUCACUUCAAGUCUCCUUUUGUCAUUCUUUUAUGUGUUAACGUCAUAUUAACUUCGAUUCCAAGAUAAGGGAUUUCAGCUGGAUGAAGCAUGGACUGUUUGAAAGAGUGGAAAAUGGGAUGCACUUAUCUUCUUUGAUGGAAUAAUGGGUGUGAACUUGGUUCAGGGAAUACACUGCCAAAAUUCAAUCAAAUAACUUUGAUUGUUGGCAGUGUAUUGCUGGAUUUCCUUAUCAUGACUGUUGUCUCAGUCAGCGCCUAGCAACUUAAAUGGUGGUAAGGCAAAGGGAAUGAAAAAUGGAAUGAUUACGUGAUUUCCCACUAAUUCAUUUCUUACCGAGACUGGGAUCAUGCCAAAAGUUAGCCCUUCACACAUUUGAUCAUUUUGAACAUUUGAUAGCUGACUGCUCUGGAUUGACACAUUAUAUUUGAGAACUGACGGUUUGACUUAAUGGAAAGCACCCUUAUAGUUUGUGAAAAAGUACUAAAACGUAGAAUUAAGACUCAAAGCACUUACAGGGUUCCCACUCAUAUCAAAAAUUAAAAUUCCCUGACUUUUCACUGACUUUUCCCUGACCAAAAGUAAUUUUUCCAUGACCAAGUGGCAAACUUCUAUUUAGUACUUUUAAUUAAUAAUUAAUUAAUCCAUGUGAGGUAAAAAACUUUUAAAAUUACAAACA
Messenger RNA from Actinia tenebrosa (Australian red waratah sea anemone), 2079 nucleotides. Its product is annotated as glutaryl-CoA dehydrogenase, mitochondrial. Lineage: Eukaryota; Metazoa; Cnidaria; Anthozoa; Actiniaria; Actiniidae. Gene Ontology annotation, cellular component: mitochondrial inner membrane. The record is from RefSeq and is a predicted model, not a curated record. Gene Ontology annotation, biological process: fatty-acyl-CoA biosynthetic process; fatty acid beta-oxidation using acyl-CoA dehydrogenase. Gene Ontology annotation, molecular function: glutaryl-CoA dehydrogenase activity; fatty-acyl-CoA binding; flavin adenine dinucleotide binding.